Messenger RNA from Rotaria sp. Silwood2, 276 nucleotides. The record is from the annotation of a GenBank genome assembly. NCBI's taxonomy places the organism in Eukaryota, Metazoa, Rotifera, Eurotatoria, Philodinida, Philodinidae.
AUGAUUCUGUCUGCUCAUAUUAGUCUAUUGUUAAUUUUAUUUCUAACAGUUUUUGCUAUUCAAACACAUGGAUUUGUAUUCGGACGAAUGUGUUUAGGGGCUCAUCAAGAAUAUCAAAUGUGUGGUUCAGCUUGUCCUCUUACAUGUGUUGAUGUAAGACAUGCAAGAUAUUUCAAACCAUGUACAUAUCAAUGUAUCCAAGGUUGCUUUUGUAAACGUGGUUUUACUCGAAGAUCUCAUUCAAGAAGUCAUUGUAUUCCUGAUUGGCGAUGUUAA